GAGCCUCCAAUUUCAACUACAUCAAAGACUGUGUGCCCUGCCCUCUCCUCAAAGAAAGACCUCCCGCUGCAUCUCGACUGUUCGGGAACCUAUAUCCGUCUUUCCCCAUUUUCCACAUACCCCGCCAGUAGAGGUGCCCUUUUUUCUUCUCUCCUUCCGUCGGGCUCCUCGUCCUGCAUUUCCUUGCGUACCGAGCUCUUUCCCCUCGUGCGCCCUCCCCAGCCUGCGACUUAUCUCGUUUGUCUCCAUCUCCUCUCGCCCCCCAGCGAAUCACGCCAGCUCGCCAACACCCAUCCACCCCUCUCCCCCACGCACUCGAGCUGCCUCAGCCGCCUGCGUGCCUGUCUAUACUUUGCGUGGCGCGAGCGACUCGGCCAGGUCCCCAAGCCCGCAACCACCCACAUACUUAACUCCCCCUGCUGCUACUGCCGCCCACCGCGAGCCCUCACACCACCGCCGCAACCAUGGCCACCAUGCCGACCAACGGUAGUGUUAAUCACCAGGAACACCCUGCGGGCAACGCCGCCGGCUCGGACAACAGCAACCUGUCCAAGGAUGAGGUCGGCUGGUACUUCGUUGAGCAGUACUACCUGACCUUGAGCAAAAACCCCGAGAAGCUCCACCUCUUUUACGGAAAGCAGUCUCAGUUCGUUUACGGGCUCGAAGCCGAGGUUGCCAACGUUUCUGUCGGUCGCCAGCAAAUCCAAGAGCGCAUCAAGUCGUUGGACCUGCAGGACUGCAAGGUCCGCGUCUCCAACGUUGACUCCCAGGCUUCGGGCGAUAGCAUCGUCAUCCAGGUCAUCGGUGAGACCGUCAACAAGGGCGGCGAGCCCAAGAAGUUCGUCCAGACCUUCAUCCUCGCCAAGCAGCCCUCUGGAUACUUCGUUCUCAACGACAUCCUUCGGUACAUCAACGAUGACGCUGAGGACGAGACCCCCGAGGUCGCCGACGCUGCCGAGGAGGCCGAGCCUGUUGCCCCUGAGGCCGAGGCUGCCCCCGUUGAGGCAGAGGCGCCCAAGUCCGAGCCGGUCGAGGAGACUGCCGCUCCCGCUCAGGUCGAUACCGCGGCCGUCAGCAAGAAGCUUGAGGAGAUAAGCGACGAGUCCAACGAGACCCCCACCACCUCAGCCAUUGCCACCCCGGCCGAGCCUGCUGCGCCUGCCGAGGAGCCCGCUGCUGCGGCUCCUGCCAAGACCGAGACUGUCGCCGAGGCCGCCCCCGACCCGGAGACUGUGGCGCAGGAGGUCGCCGAGGAGGAGAGCAAGAAGGUUGAGACCCCCAAGGAUCCCACCCCAACCCCCGCUCUCGCCCGCGCGCCUGUGCCUGCCGAGCCUGAGAAGCCCAAGGAGCCCGCCAAGCCUAUGACCUGGGCUAGCCGCAUUGCUGCUGCCGCCGGUCCUGCUCGUCCUGCCGUUGCCCUCCCCAAGCCCGCCACUCCUGUUGCUACUCCUGCCCCGCGUCCCGCUGCUGCGCCGGCUGCUGCCCCAACUCCCGCUGCGCCCCAACCGGCGGCGGCCCCUGCGGCGGCCGCGCCCGAGGCCGCUAAGGACUCGGGUGAAUGGCAGACUGCCGGAUCCGACUCCAAGCGUCAGAACAGGCCCGUGUCCGUUACUGGUGCGCCCCAAGAGAAGGAGGGUACGCUUGGUUAUGUCAAAUACGUCACCGAGAAGGUCAAGGCCGAGACUCUCAAGUCGACUCUCACCGCCUUUGGUGAUCUGGUUUACUUCGACAUCAACCGCACCAAGAACUGCGCCUUUGUCGAGUUCGCCACUCCUGCUGGCUACCAGGCCGCUGCCGCCGCAAACCCUCACACUGUCGACGGCGAGAACAUCAUUGUCGAGGCCAGGAGGCCCAAGGCCAGCGCCUACGGCGGCAGCAACUACAACAGCCGUGGCGGCAUCCCGGGCCGUGGCCGCGGAAACUACGAGGGCGGCCGCUCGGGUGGCCAGGGUGGUCGUGGCGGCUUCAACAACCAGCCCCGUGGUGGACGCGGCGGCGGCGCUCCCCGUGGCCGUGGAGUUUCGCAGCCCGCCAACGCCUAAACGCCAAGACGAUACGCAAACAAAAAGUCAAACGAAGAAGUCUGAGCGAAUGGCGCCGUCUUGAUAUUGCCGGCGCCCUGGCUCUACUAAAAGAGGCUUGAAAGCCUGUCGGCUCACCCGACAAACAGACGAUGGCCAAAGGAGGGCGGGGGGUGGUCAAAACAAAGGGUAAGAGGAGGAACAACAAAGUUUGGCGCAUCUGGCCGGAGUUCGAGGUCGAUAUUUUCUCCGGGUGGGUUUCACACAUUUGCAACACAAAAAGUCCAUUUGCACGAAGCUAGCGUGUAGAGGGAUCAAAAGGCCUUGAGAAAAGUUGCGAGUCGGUUUUUCUUUUUUCUUUUUGGGAGUUAUCAUGGGGUCUGGCCCCCGUUCUUUUUAUCUCUUGGGUUUUUGCGUUCUCAUAAUAUGGGCCGAGAGGGACUCGAUGGGUGGGUGGGAAAUGGUGGCCGUGGUCAUAUCAUGGUGUUGGUGAUUGAUAUUUAGGUAUCCUUUUUUCCUGUUUUCUUUCCUUUGCUUUCUUGGCUGCUUUUCGUCCUCGGUACGGGGACAUGGACGAAGGAUGGGGUUUCACCCGCUUUUUAUAUGUCUACUUCCAUUUUGCUCUCAUCUCUCAGCCUUCCUGGAGCCCUCCAAGCCACCAAGCAACAGGGCAAAAGCGUUUCGAUUGCUUACUUCCCCCCGCUUUGGACUGGGUGGGAUCGUUCAAUGUACAACUUUUCUUUCUUUUUCAUUUUGACUUUCGUUCGUUUUCAAUGCUACCCAGCGCUACCCUUUUACGAAGCUUCCAUUGGUCCGUAACGUGUGCCAUGAGCUCCGUCACCCAGCACUCCCCAGCACUACCAGCUAGACACCAGAUUGGUCGGGUCAAGUAGCCUUGGGGCAGUAUUCUCCUCCAGGGCUAAAGUCUACAUAAUACAUGCUUGAGCGGCGUUUGGUUUUCCCUCAAGGGCGCGCCAGUGAUUGCAAAUAUGAGGC
Messenger RNA from Gaeumannomyces tritici R3-111a-1, 3017 nucleotides. RefSeq lists its product as hypothetical. Bases 465 to 2042 code for a protein of 525 amino acids. The transcript has 5 exons. Lineage: Eukaryota; Fungi; Ascomycota; Sordariomycetes; Magnaporthales; Magnaporthaceae. Gene Ontology annotation, biological process: protein deubiquitination; ribophagy. The record is from RefSeq and is a predicted model, not a curated record. Gene Ontology annotation, molecular function: mRNA binding. Gene Ontology annotation, cellular component: Ubp3-Bre5 deubiquitination complex; cytosol; ribonucleoprotein complex.